This is a messenger RNA of Cyclopterus lumpus (lumpfish), 2548 nucleotides long. RefSeq names its product PRELI domain containing protein 3B-like. Gene Ontology annotation, molecular function: phosphatidic acid transfer activity. Lineage: Eukaryota; Metazoa; Chordata; Actinopteri; Perciformes; Cyclopteridae. Gene Ontology annotation, biological process: phospholipid transport. The transcript has 6 exons. The coding region runs from base 176 to 757 and encodes 193 amino acids. The record is from RefSeq and is a predicted model, not a curated record. Gene Ontology annotation, cellular component: mitochondrial intermembrane space.
UCAUGCGGCAUGUUGAAUGGGGCAAGUGCGUAGCCCAUACAGCCCACGUGAGUGAGCGUGGUACAGUGGGAGGAGACUUGCAGAUGUCUUUGAACGCGUCCCACUGAUUUCAGUCAGUCCAACCGGCUUACCCACGCCACGACCCCGACAUCUGUCAGCCACUUAACGUUAAACAAUGAAGAUCUGGGCAUCAGAGCACAUAUUCAACCAUCCUUGGGAGACAGUGACCAAGGCUGCUAUGCAGAAAUAUCCCAACCCUAUGAACCCCAGUGUGAUCGGAGUGGAUGUUUUGGACAGAAGCAUCGACAAACAGGGACGCCUCCACAGUAAAAGACUGCUGGGCACAGAGUGGGGUCUUCCAUCCAUAGUGAAAGCUAUCAUUGGUAGCGCACGAACAUACACGUACGUUCAGGAGCACUCGGUUGUGGAUCCCAAAGAGAAGAUUUUCGAACUUCAGUCUUCAAAUAUCACUUUCACAAACCUGGUGUCUGUGGAUGAAAAGUUAACAUACAAACCACACCCUGAGGACAAAGAGAAAACAAUAUUGACCCAGGAAGCGAUCAUCUCUGUGAAAGGAGUCAGCCUGAGCAGUUACCUGGAGGGAGUAUUGGCCAGCUCCAUCUCUGCGAACGCUGGAAAGGGCCGUGAAGCCAUGGAGUGGGUAAUCAGGCGACUGAAUGCAGAGAUCGAGGAGCUGGCAGCCACAGCGCGCGGGACCAUGCGAGUCCCUUUGGCUGCUGCGGUCACUGAGAAAUGACACCCGCACGCGGCCCUGGUGCUGUUUCGGUGCUCUGGAGUUCAUCCAAUUCAUAUACUUUUACUAUCUACAUUAGAUAAAUAUUUUUUUUUAACAGCACACGGCAACAUAAUGUGAUUCGGUGGAGCGUCUUUAGGGGAUGCUGCCUGGCAGGACCGCAGUGAUAAGAGACUCUGGGACAAGUUUAAACACCACUGUUAUCUGUGGGUUUAAAAACAUGAAGCUAAGAAGUAACCAAGGCACUGGAUGAGCUGAAAACAUGGAAAGUACCAAAGCAGACGCACCUCUUUGUGUCCGCUUUUACCUCAGAAGUUUCCUUUGGAAUAGACUCUGUUUUUUACAGCGACAGUUGAAAGAACAACGGUUAUAAUGAGACGUAUAGAGGUGACUGGGAGUAAAAAAAGCUGCUGUCAAGACACGCUGGCAGGAAACAAAUCUUUUUGAGGCAGGAGUCAAGUGCAAUACAAGUCAAGGGUACAUGGAAGAGGUUUUGAGUGUAUGUGAGUAAAUGGUUUGGUUGACACUGUGAUAUGUCAAAGAAAUGUUUCACCGUCACCGGUUUAUUUGUGCAAGAGAGCCAUCUCCAACAAUGUUUUCAUGCGGGACCUCAGUAAUGAAAAGAUUGCACCAGGCGACAUCUGUACGCCUGAAUAUAGACUGUAUUUUGUUAUUAUAGUGAUAACUAAUGUUAUUUAAGUGAAAUGAAGGGAUCAUGGUAUAUUUUAAUGUUUUUGCAGAAACGUAGAAGACCUUCUCAAAUGCUGCGUUCCUAUAACUGAUAUAAAUAAGAAAGAUGUGCAGAUACUUUUGUUACGUUUUCAGUUUCACUACCUGGAUAUGUUUGCUGAACUCAAAUAGUUGUAUUCAUACUACUGUUCCUCCGUUAUAACAGCGUGAGAGCUGAGACCUUUGCAUUGACUUUUAUUUGCACUUACGAAACAAUACAUGCUAACAAUGAAAAGCUGCUACACGUGUGACGAUCUGUGAAUGUUUGUUUGAUUGACACAUUGUAUUUGAGGAGGUCUUUCUUUAUAUAAAAGACAGCAGUGUGAUGAUGCUGAAAGAUUUAGUGUCUCUAUUUUUUUUUUCCUGUAACAGGAAUAUGUAUUUACAGAAGUAGUGAGUUUCAACUUGGGUUGAACAUUGAGAAAUGUGACAUCACAUGCUUAUUUUGAAAUUGCAAUGUGUGCAUUUUGUCUGGGUGCAUGUUAAAAGAAACGGUUUCACCAACUGCAGAAUGUGAUAAUAAAAUAAAAAUAUGUUAAACAAAUGUAUUCAGAAAGAUAAAUUCUCUCUUUUUUAGUUAGACUUCUAUAUAAGUUAUCAUAUAUCUCAUAUAGAGUGGAUAUUUAUCUAAUUUAUGUAUUUUCAAGUCGCAAAAGGGUCUGUGUGAAAGCUUACUCUGGUCAGUGCAUACGAUUCUGCCUUUGGGAGGUUCAGUCAAUGACUGCCUUUCAAAAGGAAUUGUUACCUUCAGGGUGGGAAGGUAUAAUAUGUGUGCUGUGCUUCUCUAUAUAGUCAGAGGCUACACACUGAAACACCAUCAGCAGAUAUGGACCAGUAAACUGCAAUCUUCUAACUCACUUUAAUUCAAGAGUUCUGCUGCCACACUUUGGCCAAAUUGUAGACGAGUGGAAAAAAAAUAUAUAUAUAAAAAAUAUAUAUUGAUUAUGUAAUGCCAUCUUGUUGAAAAGGUUGGGCCAAUGUUAACUAUAUGUGCUUGUUUUUCAAGUUACAGACUGGGAAAAGAAAGUGUGAAGUGAAUAGUUGAAAAUAAAGUUAUUUACUGUA